AUGCAUGUCCUAUCAUCUACUGCUUCAACUGUCGACCCCAGAGUCGGUAGUCCGAUCCAAGAGGAUUCGCCGCCACUCUCUAUGGCCACGUUUCGCAAAACAGCCGAGGCAGGAUUAGAAUUCCUCCGGGCUAACGCAGGGAAUAUGAAGUCGGUCACCGACUCCGGACCGGUACAUGUUAUCGUUAAAGUUGUACCCACUCUCGUUCUCGCCUCUCGCCCAUUCAUGCCCCGUUUAUCCUCGUCGGCAUCAGGCGUACUUGCUUGUCUAGAUGACUUGAUCUCCCAAACUCCUCCACCCCGAUCCAGCCGCUAUCUCGAGACUACCUCUACCAGUGAAGAUGAUGCAUACAUAAUAUAUACGUCAGGUACCACCGGGAAACCCAAGGGUGUAGUCGUCACUCACGGAAAUUUAACCAACCUCCUCUGCUUGUUCCCAGGUAAUCUUGGAAUGUGCCCGGGGAUGCAUGUGUCACAGUUGCUCAAUGUAGCUUUCGAUAUGUGGUCUGAUAAGACUAGCUGGGAGUCGACACUACAAUCGGUAGACCUGGUGAUAGCCACGCCAUCGAUACUGGCCCUCUACGAUCCCUCAAAAUUUCCAAAUAUCAAGAUCGUGGCCGUCGCUGGAGAGCCUUGCCCUCAAUCGCUAGCCACGCGAUGGUCGAAACACGCUACGUUCUAUAACUGCUGUGGACCAACCGAGGUUCGAAUCUUUGACCUUCACGAUUGUUGA
Pleurotus ostreatus (oyster mushroom) is the source of this 732-nucleotide messenger RNA. RefSeq lists its product as uncharacterized. Lineage: Eukaryota; Fungi; Basidiomycota; Agaricomycetes; Agaricales; Pleurotaceae. The coding region runs from base 1 to 732 and encodes 243 amino acids. The record is from RefSeq and is a predicted model, not a curated record. Gene Ontology annotation, biological process: amino acid activation for nonribosomal peptide biosynthetic process; secondary metabolite biosynthetic process. Gene Ontology annotation, molecular function: phosphopantetheine binding. Gene Ontology annotation, cellular component: cytoplasm. The transcript has 5 exons.